GAAUGCAAAAUAUUCGAGCCUAGAGAGACGUUACUCUUCAGCAGCAACCCAUCAUCCCCUUUAUCAGACUGAAGAGUGUGAGUGUGUGUGUGUGUGUGAGAGAGAGAGAGAUCUGAGCAUUCUUGCUGGUUUUCAUGUACCGAUUUUAGCUUGAAUGGCCUUACAUGAACAGAAGAUCGAAGUGCAAACAGGAAAACCAAAAUUCCAUCCAAACGAUUUUGAAUCAAGACGGAAUCUUUAACCAACGGUCUUCUACUAGCUGUAUCAUUCUUCGUUGCAUUCGGUACCCAAUGAUUUCCAGGAGAAAUAGCUUAGACAUGGAACAUUUACGACUAGAAAGUAAGAGUAAAGAUGGAUUCGAGUGUGAAUCGUUCUCAGACUCAACGGCUGAAGCUAGAAGCUCAAGCAGAUCGAGCUCCGACGCGUCGGCGGACGAAGUCAAGUCAAAAGACCGUUCUUCGCAGCCCGCUUUAGGCUGGCCUAUCCGCAAAACCCAUGCUCCUAAAUGCUUAACCUCUGAUGAAUCUGACCCUGAAGGGAAAUCUGCAACAGAGGACUCGAAGCUCGUGAAAAUGGGUUCCAAAAUUUCAGAAAAGGAGAUGAUGGAGAGGUUUGCAAAACUUUUGCUCGGUGAAGAUAUGUCAGGAAGUGGUAAAGGAGUUUGCACUGCUCUGGCCAUUUCAAACGCCAUCACUAAUCUCUACGCUACUGUUUUUGGGCAACUGUGGAGAUUAGAACCCCUGCCCUCUGAAAAGAAAUUGAUGUGGAGAAAAGAAAUGCAAUGGCUUCUCUCUGUUAGUGAUCAUAUUGUUGAGUUAAUACCUUCUUGGCAAACAUUGCCUGAUGGAAACAAGCUUGAGGUUAUGGCUUGUAAACCAAGAUCCGAUCUUUGCAUCAAUCUUCCUGCCCUGCGUAAGCUGGAUAACUUACUCCUUGAGAUCUUGGAUAGUUUCACCAACACCGAAUUCUGGUACGUUGAUCAGGGAGUCGUUGGGGAAGAAGCGAAUGAUGGGUCGGGUUCUUUUCGCAAGAACGAUAGACUAGGAGAGAAAUGGUGGCUGCCCUUGCCUCGUGUCCUAGCCGAGGGACUAACAGAAGAAACGAGGAAGAAAUUGCUUCACAAGCGCGAAAGUGCAAGCCAAAUAUUUAAAGCUGCCAUGUCAAUUAACAGCAUUGCUUUGUCUGAAAUGGAUGUUCCUGAAACAUAUUUGGAAACUCUUCCAAAGAAUGGGAAGUCCUGUUUGGGAGAUUUGAUAUACCGUUAUAUAACUUCGGAGCAAUUCUCUUCGGAUUGCUUGCUCGAUUGUCUUGACCUGUCGAACGAACACUUGGCUCUAGAGAUUGCGAACCGAGUGGAGGCGACUAUUCACGUUUGGCGUAGAAGAACUCAACCGAAGUCCAUUGUCAAUGCGAAUAGAUCGGCUUCCAAGUCAUCUUGGGAAAUGGUUAAGGAUUUUAUGGUUGAUGGAGAUAAAAGAUGUAUGCUUGCAGAAAGAGCUGAAAGCCUCUUGCUUUCGUUGAAGCAACGGUUUCCUUGUCUAACUCAGACAACCUUGGAUGCUAGCAAAAUCCUAUGUAACAAGGAUGUUGGGAAAUCUGUUCUGGAGGGCUACUCGAGAGUGCUAGAAGGCCUAGCGUUUAAUGUGGUUUCAAGAAUUGACGAUCUUCUCUACGUUGACGAGUUAACUAAACAAGUUGAUAAUCCAAGCCCAAAACUUGGCUCAAUUGCCCGGAAAAAGCCUGCCCCCCCGAUUGCAGUGCCAUCGUUGGGCAGCACACCCUACAGAACGGCAUACACCACUCCCUCGAAGUCCCCUCUUCCGUUGAUUAGUCCGGCAAGGCGGGGAGGAGAAAAGACUCCUUUCCUGUGUGGCACUGGCAAUGCGAACAAGCCUCCCCGGCGUGGCCUGGGGGUGAAAAGGGUAUUGUCAAAUUACCUUGGUGGGGAUUCAAAAUCGAAAAAUAUUGCCAAUUCAUUGCUGCAGGGACCAGUUUUGAUUCCCAAUAGAAACAGUGAGUCUUCCUCUGUUUCUAGGGUUAGCACGGAUGAGGACUCUGAGAAUCAAAAACAGCCACCGCUGCCGGUCCUUCCGAAUGGCAGCCAGUCUCAACAUAUGGACAGAUAAGAUCGGGGAUUUUUAAGGUUUGUAUGAGUUCAUUUAAAAGUUGUGUAAAAGUUAACUUAUUUAGGUUAUAUGGUUAACUCUUUGGCUCACAAAAUAUAGUUUUUAUUGAAAGGAGUGGAUUUAAUUGCAUCUUUUAAUUUGUUUUCAUUUAUCAGUGUAUCUCAAGAUUUGGUAAUAUA
Impatiens glandulifera is the source of this 2305-nucleotide messenger RNA. RefSeq names its product rop guanine nucleotide exchange factor 5-like. The record is from RefSeq and is a predicted model, not a curated record. The transcript is spliced from 6 exons. Gene Ontology annotation, molecular function: guanyl-nucleotide exchange factor activity. Bases 165 to 2126 code for a protein of 653 amino acids. NCBI's taxonomy places the organism in Eukaryota, Viridiplantae, Streptophyta, Magnoliopsida, Ericales, Balsaminaceae.